Messenger RNA from Aspergillus caelatus, 1277 nucleotides. RefSeq names its product aromatic alcohol reductase. Gene Ontology annotation, molecular function: oxidoreductase activity. Bases 9 to 935 code for a protein of 308 amino acids. The transcript has a single exon. The record is from RefSeq and is a predicted model, not a curated record. NCBI's taxonomy places the organism in Eukaryota, Fungi, Ascomycota, Eurotiomycetes, Eurotiales, Aspergillaceae.
UUUCAAAUAUGUCAGCCAUCAAGAAUAUCCUCGUUCUCGGGGCCGGAGAAUUAGGGGCACAAGUACUGCUGUCCCUCGCGCAACAUCCUCACUUGAAUGACAUCGUCGUAUCCGUCCUUUUACGACCUUCUACCAUCUCUACAACGCGACCGGAGAAGGUACGGGAGCUCUCACUAUUUCGCCAACACAACAUUCAGCUUGUUCCCGGCGACCUCGUGGCAGACUCUCAGGAGUCCCUGGCCCAAACCUUCCGCGGAUACGAUACAAUUAUCGGCUGUACAGGCUUUGUUGCCGGUCGUGGAACACAAAUCAAAUUAGCACAGGCGGUACUCGCCGCUGCGGUCCCUCGGUAUAUCCCUUGGCAGUUCGGGGUGGAUUACGACGUUAUUGGACGAGGGUGCGCACAGGAUCUCUUCGAUGAGCAGCUUGAUGUUCGCGAUCUCCUUCGCUCGCAGACUAGGACCCGAUGGACUAUCAUUUCCACGGGCAUGUUUAUCAGCUUCCUCUUUGAACCUUCCUUCGGUGUAGUCAAUCUGGAAAAUAGCUCAAUUUGCGCCUUGGGUAGUUGGGACACUAAGGUUACGGUGACAGCGCCCGAGGACAUUGGAAAGCUCACUGCGGAAAUCGUUCUCGGCUCCGAUUCAGACGUAGCAUUCAACAAUCGACCGACCAUUGUUGCUGGCGACACCGUUAGUUAUGCGGAAUUGUUGCGGAUAGUGGAGGAGGUCACAGGAAGGCAUUUCGAAAAGAGCAUACGGACGGUCGAGGCUGCGAGGGCUGAUCUUGCAAAGGAACCGGAUAAUUCACUAUAUAAGUAUCAGGUGGUCUUUGGAGAAGGUCGGGGCGUUGCAUGGGAUUUGUCUACAACGUGGAACCAUGAGUCGGGAGUAAAUGUUCUGUCAGUGAAGGAGUAUGCAAGUCGGUACCUAGUUUAGUAUUUUGGUGUUGAUCGUCGGAAAAGGGGGCCAGUGAGAACCUCUCCACAACGGAGCUAGAUUAUGAUCCCUCUCAAAAACAUCCCUUAAAGGGUAUAAAACCCUGAGAUCGGCAUUCAUCUAACCAAAGGAUCGGCAAGCCCUAGGGGCAAAAUGCGAAACACUACGAGCUAAAAGGGGAUCGGCGAAAGAUAGGAGUGAUCGCCAGGAACAAGCCACACAGGCUGGCCUUUAGUUAGAGGAGCUAGUGAUUUUGACAAUAUCUAGCCAUGUAGCCACCGUUAGUCUAUAUAAGGGAGCGAAGCAUCGGCCUCAGUUGACAAACCCAGUCUGAUUAGACCU